GUAUCCGGACACCGACGCUGCUUAUCCGGACACCGACGCUGCUUAUCCGGACACCGACGCUGCUUAUCCGGACACCGACGCUGCUUAUCCGGACACCGACGCUGCUUAUCCGGACACCGACGCUGCUUAUCCGGACACCGACGCUGCUUAUCCGGA
Messenger RNA from Emiliania huxleyi CCMP1516, 156 nucleotides. RefSeq lists its product as hypothetical. The record is from RefSeq and is a predicted model, not a curated record. The transcript has a single exon. Lineage: Eukaryota; Haptophyta; Isochrysidales; Noelaerhabdaceae. The annotation marks the transcript as partial.